Molecule: messenger RNA, 4374 nt
Organism: Xyrauchen texanus (razorback sucker)
Lineage: Eukaryota; Metazoa; Chordata; Actinopteri; Cypriniformes; Catostomidae
Product: neurosecretory protein VGF-like
Exons: 2
Coding region: 209-2170 (653 amino acids)
Molecular function (GO): neuropeptide hormone activity
Source: RefSeq, a predicted model, not a curated record
GAAAGAAACCCCAACCAUACGGCAUACACAAACGAUAAUCUCCUACAGACAAAUCAGCAACAUUCAAACAAAACGCUCAUUGUUGAAGAGGAUUCUUACGCUUAAAUCACGAGACUAACUUAAAUACAACGUUUGAAGAGGACACAAGAAGUGCGUCGGACUAAGCAGCCCCUGACAGGAUUCCCGGCUCAACACCCUAUGUACGGUCAUGACCUGGUGCCAACAAACCUCACAUUUCCUAGUCAUUUUCCUCUUCAUUUUAAUCAGUUUUAAAGUCAAGCCUGCAACCUGCAGUCCAGUGACGGAAGAAAGGAACACAGCAAGUGAUAACUAUGCAGCAUCCUCCUCUACACAGCAACAGGCUCAAUCUAUUCAACAAGCUGGGGAACAGGGCAUGGCACAUGAUGAAGAAGAUGAUGAACUUUUCAAAGAUGUGGAUCCCAGAGUCCUAGCAGCAGUCCUUCUUGAGGCCCUUAACAAGUCCCAGGGGGAGAAGUUGAGUCAAAGAGAAGACAAAGGAACAGAAGAGGAAAAGGUAAGAGAUCUUCAUGGUGAAGACAAAGACAGAGAUGGUAAUCAAGCGCUGGAGCUGGCCAUUUCAGCUGCUGCAGCACAAGAAGAAAAAGAUAAAGAAAGAGAGGAGGAGGAAGAGAGAAAAAGAGCUGAGGAGGAAGAACGACUAACAGAGAAAGUGACAAGUCACACCACGAGCCAAACAUUACCAUUAAAAGAGCCAGAGGCACCACAGGUCGGGGCCACCAAAGAGAAGGUGAUCAAGGAGGAGGACAGGCAGGAGGCAGAGAAAAAAGGGUUAGGGGAGGAUGAAGAGCAGCUGAGCCCAGAGGAAGUGAAGAAUCUGGAGGCAAUGUUAGAGGAAUUUCAGAGCUACAGCACAGCCAUUAAGAGAGAGCGCGACACUUCCACAGGCCAUAGAGAGAGCCGUGGGGAGUAUUUUGAUUACCUGGACCGUAAUGGCCUAAUGAACAAUGAGAUCAAGCCCAAAGGCAAUGGCAAUGACCUAGCCCUGUCCAAAAAGAAGUUAAAGUGGCAGCUCGAACAAGAGAAGAACAAAAUUCAGCCUUUACACAAAGGGGGCAACUUAAUGGAUGACCCUACCAACAUCCUUGGUGACCCAGAAGAAGAAGAUGAGGAGGAUCAGGAGGAUGAAGAAUUGCUGAGCCCUGAAGAAGAGGAGGCUCAGGCCAAAGCAGAGCAAGAGGAGGUACGUAGACAGGCAGCAGAGGCCCAAAGAGCAAAGGCAGAGGAGGAAAAGCUAGCAGACAUUGCUUCUGACAUGCUGCUGAAAUACAUAGUAAAACAGGAUAAGAAAAAGUAUCAGGACAACAGUGGUGCAGAAGACAAGCGUUCUGAUGAGGAAGACACUAGUGAUAAUGAUGACGACAUCGACCCACAGACCAUUGAUAAGUUGAUUGAAAUAUCCAGUAAGCUGCAUCUUCCAGCUGAUGAUGUGGUUGACAUAAUUAGCGAUGUGGAGAAGAAGAAAAAAAAAAAUGCUCCUGAAAAUCUACCAUGGCAACGUCUUCUUUUACUGCCUCCAGCUCCUGUUGCACCUUCUACAGUGUUACGUAAACCUCCUCCUUCAAAGCCUCCCCAACCUAACACAAGCUCACUAAAAGCCUGGUUCAAAGACAGGGCUUCAGUCAAGCCAAGCAAGCAAGACAUUUGGACGAGGCAGCAGUGGCCCUUUCGUACCUACCCCUCCUACAACUUCUAUAAAAAACCCUAUCGAGGGUAUUACCCCAUCAACAUCCCGCAUCCAAAACCAAAAUCCCGCUACUAUUCCAAGCCCUCUUUCUCCCUCAAUGAUGUCCUGGGAAACUCACUGGACUAUGAUUUUGAUUACUCCCCCAGACAAAUGUCCCAUCCCUGGAUGCAGUCUCAUCCGAGGAUCCCACCAGCCUUUCAGAGGAACAUCUACUUCCCAAAUUACAUUGUCCCUCACCCCCGGACAUUCAAAGCUGUACCAAUGGCUAAACUCCGGUCACCUCCACGUCGUUGGCCAUCUUUUUAUUACCAAGCCCGAGCUCCUGUAGUCACCAGGGAGGAUGAUUACUACAAUCCGUUGAGGCAACCACCACAGGACAGUGAAAAUGAGCUCGAGAGCAUUAUUGAAAGGGUCCUCAUGAAACAUCCCCAGAUGUUUCAGUGAGCAGAGUGCAAAUAAACAGAUUGAUGAAGAGGACAAAGAGAAGAAAGGGAAAGGGAACAACUUAAAGACUGUUGAUAGCUAAACUAUCAUAUUGUGGUUUCUUUUCCAAAAAAUAAGGUCCCUCACACUCCUUUAUUUCUUAUUUAGUUCUGACAGUAGAUGAGCUUUUUCCAAGUGCUCAUUGCAGUUGAACAGCAAAGCUUAUGCUUGAACAGAACUUAAGACAGAGAGGAUUCAGUAUCUUCAUGUCCAUCUAAUCAUAUCUUCCACCCUUCUCCCCCUGGAGAGACUGAAAGACCAAAAAGGUUUGUGGAAAGGGUGCUUUUGCCCACCACAUCUCAAGUUCUGAAUACCCCAAGAAGGCCUUUAGAAAGGAGCAGGUACAUGAGAGCAUGAAACACCAUUUCCAUCCCAUACAAAGAUGUUAAAUUUGGAUUCUCAUUGCAUUCUGCACUUUCAGAGACUUGGCAAUUUAAGCAACUCCAUUAUCUAAGCCUUAACUCAGUUCUUUUUUUUUUUUUUAACCCUGUGGUUAAUGUCACUGAUCAUAAAGUAGAAGGAUAGCAAAACAUAUUUGAAUUGCAUCUAUAAAAAGAGCAGACACACAGAUCACUUAUUCAUCAGAAAGGUUAAACCAUCACAGUGCCAUCCUGGUGGAAAUAUACAUUUUGUUUAUUUUAUACACCAAAUGUAUAAGGACUUACCUGUAUCUCAAAGUAUUCUGCUUGAGCAUUUACAAUUUGUAUGUUCUCUUGUGAAACAAAGGGAACAUUCUCUAAGCCUUGUACAUAGAAUAGUUUCUUAAAGUUUUAAUUUUUUGCAUCAGUGGAUUUACACCAUUGUUUUUUAUGCAACAAAAAAGAAAAAAAAUAGCAAGGUGGUGCAAAGGACAUUCAUACAUUCCAAUGAUUAUUUCACAAAAGCUGUUUUGAACACAACUUUUAAUUGCCUUAAGACACUCUCUUCCUCUUUUCAGACAAGCAGCACAUUGUCAAAAACUGGCUGAAAGGUUUGUUCUUGGGCUCAUUAGAGAUUAACUUUAUUCAAUUGAGUUCUAAAGUAGUGAUCAGCCUUUUGGUAUGUUUACAAAAAAUUAAAUAGAUCAAUAUAAAUAUACUAUGUACUGUAUAUACUUCCUGUUUGUGGUUUUAAAGAUGCAAAAUGUAAAUUUAUUAUUCAAGUGUCACCUUGUCCCUACAUAAAUUAUAUCAAGCUAAAUCAAUCACUGGGCCAAUGAGAGCUUAAUAAAAAUAGCUUUGACAAUCUACUAAUCAAAACUGCUUACAGUUUAUAUUGGAAUGUAUUGAUCUACCCAACAUCAAUGUUUUGAUUCCAUUUUACUGGUGAUGCACACUCAACUAGACUUGUUGCCCCAGAACAUACUUUAAGUGGUUGUAUAGACAUGAUCAGCAGGAGGGUAUCAGCCAAGCCUACACAUAGUCAAGCUUCAAAUACAUUUUUGGAAAGGUAUUUCCAAAUAAGCACUUAACAAAAAGAUAUUAUGACGAGGAGGGCAUGGUCAGCGCUGAAUCAGGUGUUCAGCACAAGAGCGAGAUAUUGGGGAGCCGGAGACACCAGUUCGAGAGAGAAAGAGAGACGCAUGCGGCUCCACUGCAUGUGUGUCCUUAUGUUUUAUGUUUUUUUUAAGUUCUUUUAUAUCAUUAAACUUUAUGUUGACUGUUCAGCUGGUUCACUUGCCCAGGAAACUUUCUCUCAAACUGUCAUCUCCGGCUCCCCUUUAUCUCACUCUCCCGGUGAACAUCUGAUUCAGCGCCGCUGUGCAUGACCCAGCCACACCAUCUUCGUCACAGAGAUAUUUUUAAUAAAUACAGUAAAUGAAAAAUCAAAGAAAUUAUUUUAUCUUAUUUGUAAGGGGGAGGCAUACACCGUUAUAAUUUUUUUUAUUAAGGAUUUACAGAUGGUAGCUACGGGGAAAAAUAGACCAGAAAAUCUGAAACAGUAAAAGAGUGUCUGCACGAUACUGUGAACUUGCAUCUAAAAUGUGUUGUUUCUUUGAAGACAUUAUGAGCAUUGAAAAAAGUAUAAAAAAAAGAUGAAUGACUAGUGUACCUAUGUAAAAUGACAUUGAGUCUUGUAUGAGGAAAAAUGUUUAUGUCCUUUCUAGAUGUAUCUUGUAUGUACUAUAAUAAACAUGCGUUUGCUGGAUGUAAAUAACCGCAUGUUGAUGACUAGUUUUGCUAAAC